UAUGUUAAAGGUAAUUGGCUUUUUAUUAUUAAUUCAUUCUGCCAUCUCAUUAAUUAGAUAUAGAAAACAUUUAAUCUAUAAGGACAUGGCAGAUUAAUAUCAUAUACCUCUAGAUGUAUUACUAUUUAUAAAUUUGAUAGAUCUUAAUGGAAAUAAUUGUUGGAUUUGCUUUGAACAUGUUUUUCGGAGUUAUUUUGGAUAAGAAAUUUGCUAACAUUCAUCAAUUUCCUCAUAAGAAAACGUAAACUUUAAAUUUACUAUCAUAGAUAUGAUUAAGCAUUCUAAAGACCUAAUUUUAGAUAACCUAGUGGUCGAGGAGGAGUGUUAUAAUCUGUAGUAAGAGAUAAAAUUGGUAAUUUUGAUAUAAAAAAAUGAU
This is a messenger RNA of Paramecium pentaurelia, 376 nucleotides long. Lineage: Eukaryota; Ciliophora; Oligohymenophorea; Peniculida; Parameciidae. The record is from the annotation of a GenBank genome assembly.